Molecule: messenger RNA, 576 nt
Organism: Octopus bimaculoides (California two-spot octopus)
Lineage: Eukaryota; Metazoa; Mollusca; Cephalopoda; Octopoda; Octopodidae
Source: RefSeq, a predicted model, not a curated record
AUCAUAUCUAAAUAUAAAACACACGGAAACGUGGAAAUUACCCAGUCAUGAUUGGGUGUCGAUGUAUAGGAAAGUUCACGAUGAAAUAUUUUCUAUGCAUUUGUCUUCUCAUUGUCGUCGUUGGGUUACAGACAUGUUGGAGCUUCAACUCACUGAAACUCAAUCGUAAACGCCGAGAGUAUUUAGGGAUGGAUUAUUGCUUGAGGGAAAAAUUUUGCCCCGAAGCCUGGAAAAAAUAUCCUAGAGGAGCUGAUGAAGAAGACGUUGAUACGUUCUGUGGACGAUUAAGCAUGUAUAUAGCGUGUUCUUGGAAGAAAGGUCCUUGGUGGUGUAUUAAAGGGCUGCAAUUUGAAUACUCGGCUCUUCGCGUCUGUUUUAUGUCCAAAGAAAAACCAAAAAGUAGAUAACUUCACUUUCACAAGAUUUUGAAGAGUUACAUUGACAGAAAUAACACAUUGACUGCAAGGAACAAACCUGAGUUCAUAUUCCUGUCAGCAAUCAGUUCUGAAGAUUUGAAUUAGAAAAAUACUGAAACAACGCAUAUAUAUGUAAAUAAAACUAUAAUAAAUAUGUCAA